Messenger RNA from Elgaria multicarinata webbii, 1498 nucleotides. RefSeq names its product impact RWD domain protein (gene IMPACT). Gene Ontology annotation, molecular function: protein binding. Gene Ontology annotation, biological process: regulation of translational initiation; GCN2-mediated signaling. Gene Ontology annotation, cellular component: cytoplasm. The coding region runs from base 274 to 1230 and encodes 318 amino acids. The record is from RefSeq and is a predicted model, not a curated record. NCBI's taxonomy places the organism in Eukaryota, Metazoa, Chordata, Lepidosauria, Squamata, Anguidae. The transcript has 12 exons.
AGUUCUGCUUACCAACUUCUGAACAAGGACAUCAAACAAAUGGAAAAGGUACAGAGAAGGACAGCAGAAAACAUCAAGGACUUUGAAUGCCCUUCCAUAUGAGAGAAGCAUGCAGCCUGAUUCCUAUGCGUGUUUACUUGGAAAAACUUUCGGCUAUGGGGCUUCAAGCUCACCCAUACGCAUGCGUUAACUGCUUGCUGACUCGCAGUAUCCAUUCUCCGGGAGGGCGCCUGAGCUCCCGGGAGGGAGGAGCCCCCGCCUUUCCGCCACGUAAUGGCGGCGACUGACCCGGAAACGGCCCAGAGACAAAUAGAAGAAAUUGAAGCCCUGUCUGCGAUAUAUGGAGAUGAAUGGUGUGCAGUUGAUGAAGAUGAAAAAAUAUUCUGCAUUAGGAUUAGGGAUUGUUUGAAAAAGCCAAAGUGGACUCUCUGUCUGCAGGUGAUCCUCCCUCCUGAAUAUCCAACAGCAGCACCACCUAUUUAUCAACUUAAUGCUCCGUGGCUUCUAGGAGAGGAGUAUGAGGAACUGGCAAAUAAUCUGGAAGAAAUCUAUAUACAGAACCUUGGUGAAAGUAUCCUUUAUCUUUGGGUGGAGAAGAUACGGGAAGUUUUGGUUGAAAAAUCACAGAUCUGUGAUUCAGCAGGGCCAGAUGUUAAAAAAAUAACGGAGGAAACUGAUGUGGAGUAUGAAGAAGAUUUUUCACUGGAGUAUCAACAUCUUCAGGAAUGUACAGCUGUAACACUGAAUUUUGAUCUAAGCCAAGAAGGUGAAGAGUUACCUCAAUUUUUCCACGGGAACCCAAUUACAGACCGAAGAAGCACUUUCCAGGCACACUUAGCACCCAUUGUGAGCCCCAAACAGGUGAAAAAUGUUCUUGCUGAAUUGUACAAGAAUAAGAAAAUAGCCAAUGCGACUCACAACAUAUAUGCAUACAGGAUAUACUGUGAAGACAAGCAGACUUUCUUACAAGAUUGUGAAGAUGAUGGUGAGACAGCUGCAGGUGGUCGUCUUCUUCAUCUCAUGCAGAUCCUAAAUGUUCGCAAUGUUUUGGUUGUGGUGUCCCGUUGGUAUGGUGGUAUCCUGCUAGGACCAGAUCGUUUUAAACAUAUCAACAAUUGUGCCAGAAAUAUACUUGUGGAGCAGAACUACACUAAUCCAUCUGAAAAUGUAUGUAAGCAGCUAGGGAAGAACAAAAGAAUAAGGAAAGACAAGAAGAAAAUGGAACAUUAAUUUAUUUUACAAAAUGACACAGCCAUGUUUUAUCUUCUGCCAGUUAACACAAUCGCUCAGUUGCUGAAAGGAAUUUCUGAAUAUUUUAUCUCAAAGACACUUUGCAAUAACCGGAAGAACUGCUUCAUAGCAUCAGACCCAUAAAACCUUUUCAGUCUGUUCAGUGCCUCAGCUGCUCAGGAAUUGAGGUCUUAAACAAAUGGAUUUCCCUAUGUAUUCAGUUAUUUAAUUUGUUAAAAAUCAUUAAAUGAGAAAUGGCAUAGUUUCA